This is a messenger RNA of Closterium sp. Naga37s-1, 5736 nucleotides long. NCBI's taxonomy places the organism in Eukaryota, Viridiplantae, Streptophyta, Zygnematophyceae, Desmidiales, Closteriaceae. The record is from the annotation of a GenBank genome assembly.
AUGCUGCUGACGUCGCCUGCCAUUGGCCCGCUGGAUGCUGACGUGGCACACAUGGAAGUCCCGCUGUGCUCCAAGUACUUUGGAGCUUUCUCUGCUGCUACAGAUGGAACUUAUGCUCCUGCUACAGCUUCAGUGCCUGCUGCUACAGCUUCGGGACAAGCUGCUGGCUUGACUGCUGCUGCUCCUGCUGCUGCUCCUGCUGCUGCUGGUGCUGCCUUUGCCGGCUCCUCACCAGGGUUUUCCCACCGCUCUUCGUCGCAAUCCCCUUCGGUUGCUUCGGGCUCCGCACCCAUAUGCAUGCACCCCUCAUUCUCCCCAUUCUCCCCAUUCUCCCCAUUCUCUGCUUUCUCCGCCUUCUCCCCAGACUCCCCCGUCUCCAUCUUCUCCCCCCUCUCCCCCUUCUCCCCUGUCUCCCGCGUUUUCUCGAAUGAUCUUCAGCUGAGCAGUGCCAUGUGCUACCACAUGCGUCUGUUCGGCAUGGCGCUGGAUCGACAAGACCUCCUGGACCAUGCUCCCAUCCUCGCCCACGCUGCUGCUGCUGCUGCAGUUGAAUCUGCUGCUGCUGCUGCUGCUGCUGCUACUGAAACUGCUGCUGCUACAGCUGGUUCAGCAGCAGCUGUCAUUACGACCGACGUUGCUGAUGCUGCUGCUGCUGCUGGUGGUACCCAUCCCACGCCCAUCAGCACCGCUGUGCGCCCCUUUGGUGCCUUCUGGACCGCAUCCCACUACUGUCUAGUGCUACCCUGCUUGGUCGAAGGAGGAAAGGAAGGAAAAGAGGGAGAAAGCGAAAGAGGAGGAGGAGAAAGAGGGACAGCAGCAGACUGGCGAGGGGCAGCUGAGGGAGGGGAGGAAGGGAGCGGGGCGAAUGCAGGCAGGGAAGGCGAAGGGGUGGAUGCAGGGAAUCGUGGGGGAGGGGAUGAUGGCAUGGGCAGGGGAGGGGAUGAUACCAUGAGCAUGGGAGGGGAUGAUACCAUGGGCAUGGGAGGCGAUGAUACCAUGAGCAGGGGAGGGGAUGAUGAUAUGAUGCGCAUGUUGAUGGGGAGGAUUGACUGGGAGACGGUGGAGAGGGUGGUGUCUCUGGGAGGCCGCAGUGCGGCCUCUCAUGGCUGUGCACGGGAUACUCAUGGUGCUGCUGCUGCUGCUGAUGGUGCUGAUGCUGCUGCUGAUGGUAAUGCAUAUGCGGAUGAUGCUGUUCCAAACAAUGCCCCUGCUACUGCAACCACGCCUCUGCUCGUGCCUCCUCGUGCCCCUGUCACCACGCCUCUUCUCAUGACUGCUCGCGGGCCUGUGAAGGAGCAUGACCUGCAUGGCAUGGCAGCAUACGCGAUGCAUUCGCAUCUGCUGUACCAAGUGGUGGGAAGGGAUCCGGAGGGAAGGACAGCACAGAGUGAGUUCGAGGGGCCGCAUGGAGGCACGUUCCAGCAGUACUUCCAGAACCAGUACAACAUAUUGCUGCAGCACCCCGACCAGCCUCUGUUUGCUGUGUGCCAGCUGAAGCCAGAGCUGCACAAUGCACUGCUGCUGCAGGCGCGGCCAAAAUUGGACCCUUGGGAUGUUUUCAACAGGGCUGUCCAAGUGGGGCGAGUGGACCAGAUGCCUGUACCUGCCAGUGCUUCAGUGGGGGUGGCUGUAGCAGACACGGCUGUAGCUGAUACAGUUGCAGCUGACGUGGCUGAAGCAGAGACGGGUGUAGCAGAGAAGGGUGUAGCAGAGAAGGGUGUAGCAGAGAAGGGUGUAGAAGAGAGGGCUGUAGCAGAGAAGGCUGAAGCAGAGAAGGCUGUAGCAGUGAAGGCUUUACCAGAGCAGACUUUACCAGAUCAGGCUGUAGCAGUCAAUGUUGCAGCUGACGGGGCUGUGGCAGACAAGGCUGUAGCAGACACGGCUGUAGCAGACACGGCUGUAGCAGACACGGCUGUAGCAGACACGGCUGUAGCAGACACGGCUGUAGCAGACACGGCAACAGCAGAGAGGGAGCAGCAGAAGCAGGAAGAGCAGGAGCAGCAGCAGAAAGGCACAGGGCAGGAGGAGGCAGCUAAGGGGGAGCAGCAGCAGGGCAGGGAGAAGGGCAGGGGGCGACAAAUAUCAUAUCUGCCUCGGGAGACAUCGUACCUCCCAUUGGAGCUACUGGUACCGGUGUUGCCCGUGCAGCACGUGCUCUUUGCCUCGCUGCUCCCCUCGCUGCUCUCCCGCCUUGACUGCCUGCUCACUGCCCGGGACAUUCGGCGGUUCGUUGUUGCCCAGUAUGGGUGUGAGCAUCAGAGGCAGCAGGCACCGCAUUUUCCUGCUAUUGAUCUCCUGCGCGCCCUGAGAUGCCCCGGCGUGGGCACCUACGAGAAUGACGAGAUUCUCGGUGACAGCUGUGUGCAGCUCGCCACGUCCUGCCACCUGUUCUCCACUCUGCUGCCACGUCAGCAGCAGAAUAACGGGCGUGGGCGUGGGCAUAAGCAGAAGCAUGGGCAUGGUCACAAGAAUGGGAACAACGGCUCAGCAUACGCUGAGAGUAUUGCCUCGAUGCCAUCACAUGCGCCACACAGCCAGUCGUCCCUGCCACCAGUCUCCAAGAGACGGCCCACUGGGCCGUCAUACGACGUCUUGAAACGGCAGUGCGUGAAGCUGGUGUCAAACAAGCACCUGGCAGCGCUGGCAGUUAAAGCCGGAGUGCCCGCCCUCGUUCGCUGCAAGCCAUUCAGUCCCACGGAUUGGAUCGGGCCCCUAGUCCCUCCCUCCCACACUGUGCUGCUUCUGGCUGACUCCCUCUCUCACUCUCUCCCCCAACCACACUCCCCCUCACACUCUCGAGCGACUACAGCUUCCCAGAACCUUCCCCCUAGCCCCAAAGCCCUUCUGGACUCCGCCUUCGCCUCGCUGGCAGCGGCGCAGCCAGCAGCCGCCGCCAAGUCAGCGCGCCGCCCAGCCAAAAAACCGCUCGCUGACGUGGCAGAGGCCUUGGUGGGCGCCAGCUGGCGGUGCGGCGGCGCUGACAUGGCGCUGCCGGUGCUGAGGUGGCUGGGCCUGCCUACGGAGGGCGUGGGGGAGCUGCUGAGGGGAGAGAUGGGUUGGAUGGGGAGAGAGGCGGAGGGGGUGGCAAAGAGAGGGGUGGUGGGCGUUGCAGCAAACCCAGAUAUGGCACUGGACGUGCCAUCAGAGGGCGUGGGAGAGCUGUUGAGGGGAGAGAUGGGGUGGAGGGGGAGAGAGGCGGAGGGGGUGGCAGAGAGAGGGGUGGUGGGCGUUGCAGCAAACCCAGAUAUGGCACUGGACGUGCCAUCAGAGGGCGUGGGAGAGCUGUUGAGGGGAGAGAUGGGAGCACGAGAAUUGGAGCAAAGGGUGAGUGGCAGCAAGCACGCAUGGGAGCAAACUAAACAGCCGUUCGAGCUGUUACUUGAGCCGCCAGAGAAGCUGCCUAAGCUUCUUGAAGGGGAAUGCGUGCAGCACCAGGAGGGGCUGACUUUUGAGUCGACUCAAAAGCAAACUAGACAUCCGUUCGAGCUGCCACUUCAGCCGCCAGAAAAGCGGCAUAAGCUGCUUGAAGGGGAAUGCAUGCAGCACCAGGAUGGGCAGCAGGAGGAACAGCAGCAGGUGCAGGGUGUGCAGGUUAUAGAAUGCUUGCAGCAGCAGCAGCAGCAGCAGCAGCAGCAGCAGCAGCAGCAGCAGCAGCAGCAGCAGCAGCUGACUUUGCCCAGCUUCCUAGAACCUUCCACCGCCAGAACGAACCCCAGGUGCCACGUGGCAGCAGCUGGCUGGCUGCUGGAGCUUCAGAAUGCGAUGGGGUAUCGAUUCAGAAAUGAGGGGAUACUGAAAGUGGCGAUUCGGGAGGAGGGGUUGAAGUGGCAGAGACGGUUUGUGUUCUUAGGGGAAGCUGUGCUGGACUUUCUAGUCAUGCACCACAAGGUGCAAGCAACAUCUGUGACGGCCCAUUCUCCUGCCGCCACGUCACCACAUGCCACGUCAUUGCACGCUGCCAUGCCAUCGCACGUUGCCACGUCAGCGCACGCCACCCGGCCGUCCCCGCACCAGUUGACGAACCUGCGCAUGGUUGUGAACAACGCGAAGCGGUUUUGCCAGCUGGCGGCGUGCCGUGGGCUGCUGCGAUUGGUGCGCAAUAUACGGCGGGCGGCGAAGGCUGCUGCCGAUGCAGCUGACUUGGCACAUGUGGCUGCUGGGGAAUCGGGAAGGGAGGAGGAGCGGAAGGAGAAGGAGAAGGAUGGGGAGGAGGACGGGAAGGAGAAGGAGAAGGAUGGGGAGGAGGACGGGAAGGAGAAGGAGAAGGAUGGGGAGGAGGACGGGAAGGAGAAGGAGAAGGAUGGGGAGGAGGACGGGAAGGAGGAAGUGGAUCUCAGCAGAGAAGGCAUGGUUGGAUCACAGAGGAUGUUACAGCAGGCUGUAAUCGAGAGAGGGGAGGCCGUGGGGAGAGGGGAGGACGUGGGGAGAGGGGAGGACGUGGGGAGAGGGGAGGCCGUGGGGAGAGGGGAGGACGUGGGGAGAGGGGAGGACGUGGGGAGAGGGGAGGCCGUGGGGAGAGGGGAGGACGUGGGGAGAGGGGAGGACGUGGGGAGAGGGGAGGACGUGGGGAGAGGGGAGGACGUGGGGAGAGGGGAGGCCGUGGGGAGAGGGGAGGCCGUGGGGAGAGGGGAGGCCGUGGGGAGAGGGGAGGCCGUGGGGAGAGGGGAGGCCGUGGGGAGAGGGGAGGCCGUGGGGAGAGGGGAGGCCGUGGGGAGAGGGGAGGCCGUGGGGAGAGGGGAGGCCGUGGGGAGAGGGGAGGCCGUGGGGAGAGGGGAGGCCGUGGGAGAGGGGAGGCCGUGGGGAGAGGGGAGGCCGUGGGGAGAGGGGAGGCCGUGGGGAGAGGGGAGGCCGUGGGGAGAGGGGAGGCCGUGGGAGAGGGGAGGCCGUGGGAGAGGGGAGGCCGUGGGGAGAGGGGAGGCCGUGGGGAGAGGGGAGGCCGUGGGGAGAGGGGAGGCCGUGGGGAGAGGGGAGGCCGUGGGGAGAGGGGAGGCCGUGGGGAGAGGGGAGGCCGUGGGGAGAGGGGAGGCCGUGGGGAGAGGGGAGGCCGUGGGGAGAGGGGAGGCCGUGGGGAGAGGGGAGGCCGUGGGGAGAGGGGAGGCCGUGGGGAGAGGGGAGGCCGUGGGGAGAGGGGAGGCCGUGGGGAGAGGGGAGGCCGUGGGGAGAGGGGAGGGCCGUGGGGAGAGGGGAGGCCGUGGGGAGAGGGGAGGCCGUGGGGAGAGGGGAGGGCCGUGGGGAGAGGGGAGGCCGUGGGGAGAGGGGAGGCCGUGGGGAGAGGGGAGGCCGUGGGGAGAGGGGAGGCCGUGGGGAGAGGGGAGGCCGUGGGGAGAGGGGAGGCCGUGGGGAGAGGGGAGGCCGUGGGAGAGGGGAGGCCGUGGGGAGAGGGGAGGCCGUGGGGAGAGGGAGGCCGUGGGGAGAGGGGAGGCCGUGGGGAGAGGGGAGGCCGUGGGGAGAGGGGAGGCCGUGGGGAGAGGGGAGGCCGUGGGGAGAGGGGAGGCCGUGGGGAGAGGGGAGGCCGUGGGGAGAGGGGAGGCUGCUGGUGGUGGCUGGGAGGCUGCUGGUGGUGGCUGGGAGGCUGCUGCUGGUGGUUGGGAGGCGGCUGGUGGUGGUUGGGAGGCGGCUGGUGGUGGUUGGGAGGCGGCUGGUGGUGGUUGGGAGGCGGCUGGUGGUGGCAGCUGUGAACCUGCUGCUGGUGGCAACACUGAUGCUUCCAGGUAUGUAAUAAAAGAAGUGUUUUGA